UAGCAAAAUGGAGGGUGUACCAUCAACGAAAAAUGGAACGGGUUCACUGGACGUCAUGGGGCUGAUUGAAAGCCUGCAGUUGAAGGAAACAGCCGACACAUCUUUGAUGCUGGAUCGCUAUCCACCAUACUCGCCUUUCUUUGGCGUGAUGGGCGUCGUUUUUUCCAGUGUACUUACCUCAGCUGGUGCGGCCUAUGGAACCGCUGUUUCCGGAACAGGAAUCGCCGCCACAGCCGUAAUGCGUCCGGAAUUGGUGAUGAAGUCGAUUAUUCCGGUGAUUAUGGCGGGAAUCAUUGCCAUAUAUGGAUUGGUGGUAUCCGUAUUACUUUCUGGUGAACUGGGACCUUCGCUCAAGUAUUCGCUGCCCACUGGAUAUGUUCACCUGGCCGCCGGUUUGUCCGUGGGAUUCGCUGGGUUGGCCGCCGGUUAUGCGGUGGGUGAGGUGGGCGACGUGGGUGUGCGACACAUCGCCCAACAGCCACGCCUCUUCAUCGGCAUGAUUCUGAUCCUGAUUUUUGCAGAGGUUCUGGGUCUUUACGGCCUCAUUAUCGGUAUUUAUUUGUACACUGUGAACAUUAGGUAA
This is a messenger RNA of Drosophila takahashii, 583 nucleotides long. It is a transcript of the gene Vha16-5, whose product is annotated as Vacuolar H[+] ATPase 16kD subunit 5. NCBI's taxonomy places the organism in Eukaryota, Metazoa, Arthropoda, Insecta, Diptera, Drosophilidae. Gene Ontology annotation, cellular component: proton-transporting V-type ATPase, V0 domain; membrane. Gene Ontology annotation, biological process: proton transmembrane transport. Gene Ontology annotation, molecular function: proton-transporting ATPase activity, rotational mechanism. The record is from RefSeq and is a predicted model, not a curated record.